Molecule: messenger RNA, 7558 nt
Organism: Sciurus carolinensis (gray squirrel)
Lineage: Eukaryota; Metazoa; Chordata; Mammalia; Rodentia; Sciuridae
Gene: Snx30
Product: sorting nexin family member 30
Exons: 9
Coding region: 242-1555 (437 amino acids)
Cellular component (GO): cytoplasm
Molecular function (GO): phosphatidylinositol binding; protein binding
Source: RefSeq, a predicted model, not a curated record
GGCGGUGCGGGCUGGGCGCCGGGGCCGAGGUGCUGGCGGACCCGCGGCGGGCUUGGGCGCGGAGCUGGGGCGCGGCGCGGAGAAGCCCAGCAGGCAGAGCGAGGAGUCCGCGAGCCGCGGCUCCCAGCAGGCCGGUGCAGGGCCUCGGUCCGAACGGGGUCUCGGCCGGGGGCGCUCGGAGAGACCACCGCAGCUGGCAGCGGGAGGAAGCGGCGGCGGCGCGUCCCGAGCGGUGCGCGCCAUGGCGGGCGGGCCCCCCAAGGCCCUGCAGUCCUCGGGGCCCUACUCCCUGCGCGACAUGCCGCACCCGCUGGCCGGCUCCAGCAGCGAGGAGGCCGUGGGCGGCGACAGCACGCCCAGCCCGGACCUGCUGAUGGCCCGCAGCUUCGGUGACAAGGAUCUCAUUUUGCCCAACGGUGGUACUCCAGCAGGCACCUCCAGUCCAGCUUCUUCGUCUUCUCUUCUAAACAGACUUCAACUUGACGAUGACAUUGAUGGUGAGACCAGAGAUCUCUUUGUCACGGUAGAUGAUCCCAAGAAGCACGUCUGUACCAUGGAGACCUACAUCACAUACAGGAUCACCACCAAAAGUACUCGGGCCGAGUUCGACUUGCCAGAAUAUUCUGUUCGUCGAAGAUACCAGGAUUUUGACUGGUUGAGGAGCAAACUGGAGGAAUCCCAGCCCACGCAUCUCAUUCCCCCGCUUCCUGAGAAGUUUGUGGUGAAAGGUGUUGUGGAUCGUUUUUCAGAAGAGUUUGUGGAGACCAGAAGAAAAGCUUUGGAUAAAUUCCUAAAGAGAAUCACAGAUCACCCUGUGCUGUCUUUCAAUGAACACUUUAAUGUUUUCCUUACUGCUAAGGACCUGAAUGCCUACAAGAAGCAGGGGAUAGCACUGCUGACCAGAGUAGGCGAGUCAGUCAAGCAUGUCACCGGAGGCUACAAGCUGAGGACUCGGCCUCUUGAGUUUGCAGCCAUCGGUGAAUACUUAGACACCUUUGCACUCAAACUGGGAACCAUCGAUCGAAUAGCCCAGCGGAUCAUCAAAGAAGAAAUAGAGUACCUUGUGGAGCUGAGAGAAUACGGGCCUGUGUACUCCACGUGGAGUGCGCUAGAAGGCGAGCUGGCCGAGCCCCUGGAGGGCGUGUCCGCUUGCAUCGGGAACUGCUCUACAGCCUUGGAAGAGCUGACAGAUGACAUGACAGAAGACUUUCUACCUGUGCUCAGGGAAUAUAUUUUAUACUCUGACUCCAUGAAGAGCGUAUUGAAGAAGAGGGACCAAGUUCAAGCAGAGUAUGAAGCCAAACUGGAAGCCGUGGCUCUGAGAAAGGAAGACCGCCCCAAGGUGCCAGCGGAUGUGGAGAAAUGUCAGGAUCGGAUGGAGUGCUUCAAUGCGGACCUGAAGGCUGACAUGGAGAGGUGGCAGAGCAACAAGAGGCAGGACUUCCGGCAGCUGCUCAUGGGGUUGGCUGACAAGAACAUCCAGUACUAUGAGAAGUGCCUCAUGGCGUGGGAGUCAAUUAUUCCACUGCUGCAGGAGAAACCAGAGGCCAAGUAGAUUGCUUCUUGGAACAGAGACUCUUCUACCUACACAGGACAUGACGCCCUGUACUGGAAUGUCCCUGCAGUGCUGGAGAGGUGGCAUCGGGGAAAGAACACAGAAGCACCUCUCGUUUGUGUAUUUUCUCUCGCCCCCUCACCCCACUGUUGUUUUCAAUUCGUAUUUAUUCCUUGAUGGAGUCUGUGAGGCUAUAAUCAUCUCUCAGCAAAAGAAGCAUACCUCCGUGUUGUGAAGGACCCUACUAAGGAACACUACGAAGACUUGAAACUGAGGGUCACGGCAGCCCACAGCUGGUGGUGACAUCUUGUGACAGUUUCCUCUUUCGAGGCAGCUGAGUUGCCUGUUGCAGGAGGGGACUCAGGUCCUGCUUUUUAAGGCCAUGGAGGAGGCAUGAAGAAGAGGCCUCUGGUUUGCUGUGAGACAUGGCGGCUCUGCAGUUGACCUCUGUGGGCAUUGACGUGCCUCUGCCUAGGAGGUGUUGGCACCUCCACAGAAAGUCCUUAAUUUAUGGUGGCCUGUUGCUGUGAGUGUGGCCUGCUGCCUGUUUGUGAUGAGUGACACGUGUUUUCUUGUUUCUGGUUCCCAUAGGGCCAUUUAAAGUCCGUGUCCACGUGCAUCCAUGCUUGAGUGAGCAAGCCUCGUCCUUAUGCGAUGUCUCGGGAAGCCAAGGGGAUGCUCCCUGAUCUUGCUUCUGACACCAGAAACUUUUAUGUAAAACGAAGAGAGGUGCAUUUUUCUCUGUGAAGGCCUUUGAUGUUUUUCUUUUGCUUGGUAAUUGUCAGCAGUCAGGUUUAGACCUCUUGUUUGCAGUCAGAUUAGCUCCCCUGUUGUUGAGAUCAGUGGGCAUAUGCCAAGCCCCACCUGUGAUGUCUGCUUUGUGCAAUUUGCCUUUAUCUCACCAAAAAUGCUGAGUUUAAUAUUUCUUACCAUGUCCACUGGAUGUUUGGACAACCUUUUGGUGAGGUGGGGGGGCUAGUGUGUCGUGUUGUCAUGACACAGUUGAAAUUGGUAAACUCAGUGUGAAUGUUCUACAUAAAGUGCUUUAACCCUUAGCAUUUCCUGGUCAGGAACAAAAGUCAGUACCAGCAAGGGCCUCAAAGAUGAUAAGCCUAACAGUGAACUCUUUGCUUCUAGCUAAACCGAAGUCUCCUUUUGCAGCCAAAUUCCUGGGUACAGCUGGCUGUGUUUAAAGUCUUCAUUUCAAACUAUUACCAGGUUUACUUUUCAAAUCACCACAAAACCAACAGUAAAAAAGGAUCUCUCUUUGAACUCAUUUUUUUUUUUUUUCUGAAAAGAAGCUACAUAUGUUAUAUUAGUGUUCUUUCACUUGUGGCUUAUCCUUAUAAACCUAUAAAUGUAAGCCUCAAAUAGACAGUAGUUCAUUUUUUAAAUGAAGACGUCCAGACUCUGCUUCAUAUGCAAGUUAACCUGCAAAUGUCAGUCAACGGGAAGCAUGUUGAAGUCACUUUAUUCCACUCUGACAGCAGAGUUGACCUGGGGUCAGCCACAGCUGGGAUACUGUUGGAGCAGCACUCGGACAGCAGGGGGGGUGUUUGACUGUUCCGUCAUGUUUGACAAAGUCAAAUUUGAAAUGUUAAUUUUUCCAUCCAUUGGUACUUGCCUGUAUAAUGCUCCAUCUGUGCCAUUCUAAAACCCUCUGAUGUGAACUUUCAGUUUGGUACAAACAGAAAUGAUUCACUGAAGUGGAAGGGUGAGAACCAUCCAUCUACCCCCAUCUCCGGUGAUUCAGCAUUUCAUUCUACCUCUUGAACCAUUGAGUUGGUGUGGGCAUGGAUGUCUGGGUCCAACCUGACAGUGUGCUGGUAGAAUUGGGGUGUGCCUCUGAGAGUCGACAGCCCUCUAUUGAUAGUUGGCAGAAGACGCCAGACUGACCCCAGCAGUGAAUAUUCAUUUCGAAACACAUGAAGCUUUGCUUUGUGGAAUGUGUGCUUUAAAAAUGUUGUCAAGGGUAACGGAUGCUUGGAAAGAAGGGUGGAAAGAGCUACAGGGAAACCAGAAUCCGACAGCCUGCCAGUUGCCAACCCCAGAGUCAUUCCCAUAUUACAGUCACUUGGGAAAGAAGGCAGUCCCUCAAAAAGUACUCAUGGAUCUCCUCACUGGGAGAUAUGGGGAGGGGGAUCCACAGUCCUUCCCUGUCUCCAUGGAAGGCAGAGGCAUGGCUCUGAGGGAUUCCGGCUCCUUGGGACUUUGUCUUGCUCUCCGGUCCCCAUAGAGUGUUCUGUGCUUUGAGACAUCAAAAAGAGCCUUAGCAGUUCAGCCUCUGUUCUCCAGGCCUGCUGUUGGGAGUAGAGUCAGGAAAACCCUGCAGGUUAGACUUCUUUGGAGAAAUGGACCUUCCCAAGAAGGCACUUUUGUCCCUGUCUUCAGGCUGGUAUGUGACAAGGUGAAGAGCUUGGCCCAGAAAGAAGGGGGCUGGAAAAGACCACAAAGGAUGCUCUCCAUCCCUCCCCACUCCCAUGCCCCCUUUCGCCCUUGAGACUUAGCAGUCCUAAGCAUUGGCUUCUUUGUCUUGGUCAAGCAAAAUGGAGAUUCACUAUGAGAAGCAUACCUGGGAGGCUUCUGUGCCAAAGACUGUCUCCGAGAGGCCCGUUACCCCAUCCUUCUUGAAUCCACAGAGCUGCAGUGCUGAGAUCACCAACUCCUCUCCUAUUUACCAUCCAUGAGAUUUUUGCUUGAGGGUCCCCUUUACCUCCAGCGCAUGGACACAGACAAGUGUUGAGGUUUGAACAAUGAAAAGUUGCCCUGAGCAACUAACUGUCCAGGUCCUGAAAAGAGAAAGAUUUCCUUCACUCAGGUUAAAAGUCCAGGGUGAAGGCAGAAGAGAGAAUUCCUAGAAGCUGAGCAGAUUUUAGAGAUUCAAAUGAUGGCAGACAGAGCAGUUGUGAUGUUAACAGCUGUGUACGCUGCAUUUGCUCAUUGGUGUGGGGAUCCAUAAGAAGAUUCUGGGCCUCUGCUCAGAGCCAGGCACCACUGCUCUGAAAUGAGGAAGGAACACACGACCCAGCCCACCUUGGUGGGGUUUCAUCCUUUGAUAAGGCUUACCAAUGAUGGCUGGCAAACUUUUAGGGUGAUCAGGGGGAUGAUGGGUUUGGUAUUUCACGACACCCAAAAGAAUAAACAGCACGACUCUGGGGAUUGUGGUGAAUGUAAGGUUUGUCUGUUUUCAUGCCAAAUUUCAGCCCCACGGAGCGUGCUCUGGAUCUUGGUUGAGGGUGUUUUCUGGGUUGCCACUCCCCAAGGGGAACCGAAUGCUCGCCUGCUGCUCACUACCACGAGGCCACCUUUUGUUGAGAGACCCAACAGGAAGUUCCACCUUAGAAGUGGGCGUGAUGGCCAGUGGCCGUUGCAAGGGAGCCCGAGGGACACCUAGAGUUUCUGUGGCUCUAUCCUGCCUUGGAUAGCAUUGAAGCCGAUGAGGCUGGCUGGGCUGUGGGAGAGGCGCUGUCUACACUCACUUCUGAGCUGGUGAUUGUUGAGGGAGAACAAGGUCAAGUACAACCUCCAGGCUGUGUUGACCUCAGCUGUUUGGGUCUUGGGUGGGCUGGAACUGGCUAGUUGGGGUUGCUAGAGACCCUCAAGGGUGGUUCCUCCCUAAAGUUCAACUGCCUGUGGUCAGAAGCUCAACUGCCUCUUGUCAGGGCAGGGCACACUUACAGGGACUUCACCUUCCUGGACACCUCUUUAAGGGUCUGUAGCAACUGAGUGAGCUAAUGAUAUGGCUAGGGAAACAUUGCUUUGGCCAUCCUCAUUUACAGGAGGAUGUUGGAAUUUGAGUUUGCCUUCUCCCUUUCAAAAGCCCUCAAGAUGACAGCAGAUUGGACACGCCCCGUCAUUGUUCAUGUGUCUUUUCAAUCCAGAUGGCAGGUGGCACUUACUAGUACCUUUGAGAAAAGUGUCCUGUCCUAGGCUGAUCAGAGUGUGUUGGAACGGGUCUCCUCUUCCUUGUUUUAAUAAUCUAGGAAUCCAAUUUUUUACCAGCCCACUCUGGUAGGCUGUCAGCUUUUGGUUUUAAGGAUGUCUGGUUUCCCCACACUUGCACACAUCAGAGUGUUCAGGAGCUGUCUGCAUUAAAAACAAUGUUGGAGAGGGGCUAUAAUGGGGGGGGAGUGGACUGUUCUCUUCAUCAUAUGUAUUGGAAAUGUAUCCUGGGCAUGACUGUCCAACACGUACUAUGUGGCAGAAAAACGUUCUCCAGGUAGUUUUUACUGCUAGUCUGUAAAUAAGUGCUAUGAGAAACAAUACCUGUCAACAAACCAAUAAGAUAUUUGUUCCAUAUAAACAUUCUCUGUAUUUAGCACUUGAAAAAUCAACAAAUCCAGAAUUUAAAAAUAAUGCCACAGACUGUUAAAAGCCUAACUCUACUUUUGAGAAUUUUUCAAUACCUAAUAUGCCUUAUUCUUCAACUAGUGUUUUUAAAAUUCUGGAUAGAACAUUUUAGAUCUAUAAUCAGCCAUUCAGCUUAAAUACUAGAGAUCUAACAUAGUCCUCAGUCCUCUUAAAGAAACAGGCCAGAAAGUGAGGGUCAGAAUGAAUGAAGGUGGCCUUUCAGGAGGAGAGAAAUAAGCAUUGCUAUUGCCAAAUGAUAUUUUUAAUAAUGUAAGGAAACACAGGGACCACAACACCUUUUAUUGUUUUAAAGUGUGAAAGAUUAACUCAGUGCCUUUUGGCAUACUUUUGAUUACAGAGGAUAUGGUAUCAGCAUUGACAAAUCAUAGAUACAAAGAACUCUGUUAUGACAGUAUUGAAGGUUUACCCUGAUUCUGCAGAACAGCUUUUGAAGAUACUGUGGGGACCUCAGAGGGGCACGUUUUGGAUGGAAAAUCUCCACAGGUUGAAAUGCCAAAAUCAUAUUCUGUUGACUCACGUAAUCGAGUCCACUUCAGCAAAGCUUUUGUUAUUGAACCAGAGAUGAAGAGUGUUGUGGACAUGCCUCUCCCAGAAGGACCGCCCUGCCACCAAAUGAUCCUGGGCUCUCUCUAGGCUGGGCCAGAGCAGCUAACACCUGUCCACACGCCUGUUGGACAGGCUCGCUCACGGUCUUAGAUCAGCCUUUCUUUCAGAAAUGGUACUAGGAGGAGGAAAGGGAAUCACUCUUUCCUUGUGUCGAAGUGGGGACUGGGAGAAGCAGGUUGCAGAAUGUGAGUCUGUGUAAUCAAGCAGUGGCCGUGUCGGCUGGGCCUUUUUGUGGGAGCAAACCAGCAUCUCUAAUGGUCAUCAGUGUCCACCAGACACCCCUGAGGCUGAGGUCCUGUCCCAGUGAUCCCCGUUCAUUUUACUUCUGUGUGCCUGUUCCCAUCAGCUCUGUGAGUUGGGGAUGCAUGGAGAGGUGACCUGCCCCCGAUACACUCCCAUGAAAUCAACUGCCAGCAAACUUUCUAACUUGUAUUUUAACUGUUAAAGAAGAGAUUACAGUUUUACUUAGGAAAUUUCCAAAUUAUGGACUGUGGUUUUUAAUUUUAGAAAUCAUUCUUUAUGUUUAAAAUUUUAAGAGAAUAAGAAGAAUCCUUCCAAGGUAUUGAUGAAGUCCUGUGUGUAAACGUGUUGUCUUCUCUUCAUGCUGCCAUUAAGCCAAAACAAAAACUGUGAAACUAAAAAGUGCUCAAGAAGAAUGUGUGUUGCUAAGAAAGCAGUUUAUUUACAGACCAGAAGUCUUUAUUUCAUUAAGCUACCAAAUGUUAAAAAGAAUGUCACCCUUUUUCCUUCAUUAUGGAACCCAGAGAUUAUGGAAUGGGAAAAAAAGUUGUUUUUGUUGAAUUUUCGAUGCUGGCACGAAGUUUUUGCCCACUUUUUUUUUUCCAUUUAUCUGUGUAUUAAAAAAUCUGUUUGUUGUUUACUAUGGAAUUAGUAUUUUACAUUUUGAGGUAAACAAAGAAUUUGUAUUGCUUGAUAAACUAUUAGCUUGUAAAUUUAAACAAAGUUUCUUUACCUCAGUUAACUUAAAGUAAUGGACCAAUAAACCUAUAAAAGAUGCUUUCUUUA